Spirometra erinaceieuropaei is the source of this 1286-nucleotide messenger RNA. The record is from the annotation of a GenBank genome assembly. Lineage: Eukaryota; Metazoa; Platyhelminthes; Cestoda; Diphyllobothriidea; Diphyllobothriidae.
AUGCAGCAGCGUCGCCAAGAUGACUGCAUUGCGCGUCUACAGUUUGAUGCUCAAACGGAGACCGUGAAAAUUACAAACUGUGGUUUGAAGACAACCGGAGGUUUGACUAGCCUUGGAAGUCUGGCGGCCACUUCAUUGUCGAUCUGGGUGCUCCGAUAGUGGGUGUUGCACAGGUCGGUGAAUUUGCCGACGGCUUGCAGUCGGGCGCCGUUCACGUUGAUUUGGGGUGUAUCGUAGGCAGCGUUGGGUGGCGGUGAAUACAUAAGCACCAUCUUCUCCGUGGUGAUGACCAGACCGAAGCUGUCUCAGUUAUCGGCGAAGAGGUUCAUGCUCCUUUGUAUGUCGCCAUCAGUAGUUACAUUCAGGGGGCAGUCGUCGGUGAAGAUAAUUUCGUGAACGGUAGUUGUAGAUACGCGCGACUUGAAAUGCAUCCGCCGAUGAUUGAGAAGUAUGCCUUCCGUCCUGUAGGCGACGCGGAUGCCGGGACGUUAGUCACGGCAGGCGUUCAUUUGCAUGAAAGAGAACGUGAGACGGAAGAGGAUGGGCACGGGGACACAGACCUGUUUCACCCAGUUGGUUACUGUCAAUGCCUCCGAUACAAGUCCAUUUUUCGUGAGUCACGUCAUCAUGCCAUCAUGGGGCCAAUGCCCGAUCUGAGUGAAUCGUUUGGGACAGCCGAAUUUUCUACAGUCCGCCACGAUUCACCGUGUCGAAGGCUUUCGUCAGAUUUACGAAUGAAGAUUACAAGCGAGUCUGUGUCUCUUGAUACUUUUCCUUCAGUUGACGAUCGGCAAAGAUCAUGUCCGUGGUCCUUCGAUGAUGACUGAAGCCGCACUGAGUAGGGUACUUCCGUCGGCGCUGAGAAGAGAAACAGUACCUUUGGCUGGCGCACCGUAGACAGCCUUGAUCGCGGAGAACAACUUGCUUCAUUCGUUGCGAUCCGCGUAGCAUUGGAUCUCUCCGGCCUUGCGAGCCGUCCAAGCGUCCUGCGUCUCCCGCAGCCGCUCUUGCACAACGCGACGACUACAGUAGAAGGUUGCCUUGUUGUCGUCGGUGGGGCGGGUGACGUGGAUUUUGUGCAGGCGGUUCUUCUCGGCGAGCAGGUUGCUGGUGGCGGCGCCAUUGUUGUCAUCAAACCAGUCCUGAUGUUGGCGACAUGCGUGACCGAGGACAGCCAGGGCCGUCGACUGGACUGUGUCCCGCAGCUGACACCAUUGAUCUCAACGAAGACGUCCUCUUCCAUGGCGUCGGCGACGGCGGCGACUGGAAGGUUGUCUAGCCGUUGA